AUGGCGCCCUCCUCGACAACCGCCCAGCGGAUAGAGGAAGCUCGGGCUCUCGUGAAGAAGGACUCCUCCAAAGCCGAGACCAUCUACAAGGACAUUCUUUCUCAAGGUCCCGGAUCAACGGAAACUUCGUCGCGUGACUAUGAAAGUGCUUUGGUCGGAUUGGGCGAGCUCUACCGGGAUGAGAAGAAGCCCAACGAGAUCGCCGAGCUUAUUAAGACUAGCCGGGACUCGUUUUCAUCAUUCGCGAAAGCUAAGACGGCAAAGCUUGUCCGCCAACUCUUGGACUUGUUCAGUGAGAUUCCUAAUACCCUCGAUAUUCAAAUUGCCGUCAUCCAAUCCUGCAUCGACUGGGCUAUCGCAGAACGGAGAUCCUUCCUUCGCCAGAACCUUCAGACCCGUCUCGUGGCUAUUUACAUGCAGAAGCAAUCCUACUAUGACGCUCUUACCCUGAUCAACUCCCUUCUGCGCGAGCUCAAGCGCCUGGAUGAUAAACUUAUGCUGGUGGAGGUGCAGUUGCUGGAGUCUCGGGUGUAUCACGCUUUGGGCAACCAGGCCAAGGGCCGCGCUGCCUUGACAGCUUCUCGGACAUCAGCCGCCUCCGUUUAUACACCUCCGAACUUGCAAGCCGGCUUGGAUAUGCAAAGCGGUAUGCUGCAUGCGGAGGACAAGGACUUUACCACCGCCUUUUCGUAUUUUAUUGAAGCUCUGGAAGGUUAUAGCUCGCUCGACGAAAGCGAGAAGGCAACGGCAGCUCUGCAGUAUAUGCUACUUUGUAAGAUUAUGCUGAACCUGGUGGAUGAUGUUACGAGUUUGCUUGGGUCCAAGCAGGCCCAGAAGUAUGCCAGCCCGCGUCUUGAGGCUAUGAAGGCCGUGGCCCGAGCCCACGCCAACCGGUCGCUAGAAGAAUAUGAGAAGGCUCUGUCGGACUACCGGUUCGAGCUGGGCAGCGAUGUAUUUAUCCGGAACCACCUCCGCCGACUGUAUGACGCCAUGUUGGAGCAGAACCUUAUUAAGGUCAUUGAGCCCUUCAGCCGGGUUGAGCUGGACCAUAUUGCCAAGAUGGUUGGACUCGACACACAGCAGGUGGAGCGGAAGCUCUCACAGAUGAUCCUGGAUAAGGUGAUCAUCGGCGUGUUAGAUCAGGGUUCUGGAUGCUUGAUUGUAUACGACGAGACGGAGCGCGACCAGGCAUAUGACGCUGCUCUAGAGACUGUUGAGAAGUUAAGCAACGUGGUGGAAGAGCUGUACACUAACCAGGCAUCCUUGCUAGACGCAACCGUGGCAAAAGAAUCGCGACUUUCAGAACUCCAUUCGAAUGAGACAACUUCUUCCAUGAAUGCUCCAAUGCCACACAACUACGGGCGUGGCUUCCCACAAGCCGCCCAACGCUCGCCUGCCACGCCUCGUCGCGGACCCCCAGGACCAGGUAGUCUCCACCCCCUUGAUUUCCAUCCCGUUCCCGCUCAGUAUAUCCCCCCUCAACGCAACAUGGCACAUCCUAAUGAUGUCGCUCUUCGCCGGAGCCGCAAGCCCACCGACAGGAAUAUCCCCGACGGCAUCGAAGAGAUAGUAAUCGGGGAAGGUGUGCAGCAGUACCGCAACUUGCGCGAGCUAGAGAAGAGAUUGGACGCCGCAAUCGUCCGCAAGAGAUUGGACAUCCAGGACUCAAUCAGCAAAACUGUCAAGAAAUACCGGACGAUGCGCAUUUGGAUUACGAACACGGUUGAGAAUCAACCAUGGCAGAAUGCGACUAGCCAGAAUGGUUCAGCGACCAACCCCGGCUCGGGUCGUUAUAAGGUGCGCAUAGAAGGACGACUGUUGGAUGAUAAUACCGACCCUACGGCUCCCGAGGACAGCGAUGACGAGGGCGACGCGACGCAAGCGAAUGGCGAAGCCAUGGAUCAUGAUGGAAAGGAUGGCAAGAAGUCCGGCUCGAAGCGAUCGAAGCAGCGCUUUUCGCACUUUGUCAAAUCAAUCACCGUUGACUUCGACAAGACUUCCACGGCAAAUCCCGAGGAGAUCAAGACUGUCAACUGGACCAAGCCACCACUCCCGGCCAACGCGGUAACAUUGCCCCCAACCGCCGAUUUCGACUCUCUGCAGUUCUCUCGAGCUUCGCAGGAGAACUUGAAUGUUACCCUGAGUCUGGUCAGGGAUGAGACUCCCGAACGGUAUAAGCUGAGCAAGGAGCUGGCGGAGGUGCUCGACGUGGAAGAGGAAACACGCAGCGGGAUUGUCCUUGGUAUCUGGGAUUAUAUUCGCGCUAUGGGUCUACAAGAAGAUGAGGAGAAGCGGUUAGUCCGCUGUGACCAUCGCUUGCGAUCUAUCUUCGGCCGAGACCAGAUGUUCUUCCCCCAGAUCCCGGAGAGCAUUGGUCCGCACACCAGUUCCCUUGACCCGAUCAAGCUCCCAUAUACCAUCCGUGUUGAUGAAGAAUUCCACAAAGACCCCACCCCUACCGUCUAUGAUAUCCAAGUGGCUGUUGAAGACCCUCUCCGCACUAAGAUGCUCGCCUUGACCCAGAACCCACAGUACACCGCUGGACUGCGACAGAUUUCCACCCUGGACGACCAGGUUGCGCUUAUCGUCCAGGCACUUACACACUCGCGUGCCAAGCACUCCUUUUACACCGCGCUGAGCAAAGACCCCGCCACGUUCGUCCGUCGCUGGGUCAACUCUCAACGCAGGGACCUUGAGACCAUCCUGGGCGAGGCUACGCGCGGUGGCGGCGAAGACGGCACUGGACCGGAAUUCCGUCGCGGAGGCGCGGACGGCGCGUGGGAUACGCCGGUGGCCCGCGAAGCCGUGAGAUACAUGCUCGCGAAGCCAGAGGCCAUGCUGCGGUGA
Messenger RNA from Aspergillus alliaceus, 2847 nucleotides. Its product is annotated as PCI-domain-containing protein. The transcript has 6 exons. The record is from RefSeq and is a predicted model, not a curated record. Gene Ontology annotation, biological process: ubiquitin-dependent protein catabolic process. Gene Ontology annotation, cellular component: proteasome regulatory particle, lid subcomplex. The coding region runs from base 1 to 2847 and encodes 948 amino acids. Lineage: Eukaryota; Fungi; Ascomycota; Eurotiomycetes; Eurotiales; Aspergillaceae. Gene Ontology annotation, molecular function: structural molecule activity.